Striga asiatica is the source of this 738-nucleotide messenger RNA. NCBI's taxonomy places the organism in Eukaryota, Viridiplantae, Streptophyta, Magnoliopsida, Lamiales, Orobanchaceae. The record is from the annotation of a GenBank genome assembly.
AUGUGUGUUUAUGUGCCUCUCUUCAAGAGGUGUGGCAAAGUGUUACGAGGUGGUGUUGGUGGUGAUUUUGUAGGUGGUGAAAAACAAGUGACAUUGUGCCCACAAGUGUUUGACGAAAUGGCUAAGAAGAAACAACGUACACCAACUCCCGAAACUUCUCCAUCUCGUGAGGACUCUCACUCUCACGAGGACACGAAAAGUGAGGAAAGUGGACCCGACACCAAUAAAGAGGGAGAUAAGCCAUUGUAUCAAAUUGACCCCGAUCGAGAAAAUAUUCAAAGAUGGAUGUCCGUUUCCCAUAUACCUUGCGGAUGAAGGCGUGCACUUUAGAAAUCUUGACGAAUGGAAAUCUUUGGAUACGCAACAAAUUGGCGGGAGCGAACAGGAUGUUGAAGCACACGACGGGGACGGUGCCGACAGAAGUUUCACACAAAUGGAUUGGAUGGAAAGAAUUUUCAAUCAAUUGACAUCAUUGGAGGGAUAUGUGCGGACAAGGUUAGAUGCAAUUGAUGCUCGGUUAGAUACAAUUGAUGCUCGUUUGGAUUCAUUGGCCACUACUUGAUCCAUGGGACCCGACGUUCCCUCUUCAUCCACUCAUCCAUCCACAGUGAAAGUUCUUCUGUUUCUUUUUCAUUUUUUUGGACUGUAAAAUGCUACUUCAAUUUAAUGUUAGUUUUUGUUUCUUUUGAUUGUUUUGAUGGUUAUGAAACAUGUGAAACCUCAACCGCGGCCCAAAUU